AAGAGUUAUUGAAAUCGAAAUUGAAGAAUUCAUCAUCUGUUGUAUUCUGUUAUCUGAAUCGUCUUCUAAUGGGAUUCCUUGAACAUCAUAAGAAGUUUAUAGAUGCUACUGAGAAAGGAAUCAAAUGGUCUAACUCUGAUGUUCAAUCUUUCAUCUCUAUUGAUCCUAUCCAUGGACCUGUGGUGGAAAAUGCAAGGAAAGCAGCAAAAGUAGCUGCGAUAGGAAGUGCUGUUGGAGCACUUCAUUUGGGUGGAACUGCCUGAUAUUCAAAGAGUCCUCACGGCUAAGAUGUUCAACUUCAACUCAUCAUCACUGCUGGACAAAGAUAUGAGAGAUUAAAUUUGCACAUUAUAAGGACAUGGUCAUGCCUCUUUGGCAUGAAAAUCUUAAGGUUUUGUUUGUGACAAAUGGAUUACAAGAUUCACUUCUACACCAAGGAUAGCAAUGCCUUGGUUCAUGGAAUGGAUGAUCCACCUAUAACCCCCUUCACAUGUGACAUGUCAGAAUCAGGAGAUGGUAUUGUGGCAGUUGUGAAACGUGACAGUAUUCUCAACGCGGCUAUUAGCGGUAAAUUGAACCGAUUUAAGGAAUUGAUUGCAAAAUAUGAUGAUGGAAGAGGAUUAGCAAACACAGUGAUGAGUGUCAAAGAUGAUAAUGGAGUAGGAGUUAUCCAUUUUGCUGCUGAAGAAGGAAAGUUGAAUGUUCUCAAAUACUUGAUUGAAGAAUUGGGACUUGAUGUCAAUAUGAAAAAUGAUGCAAAAGGUGAAUCUCCGUUUUAUCAUGCAGUACUGGGUGGGAAUAUCAACAUUGUUGAUUAUCUACUUGGAAAGGGUGCUAAUCCUAAUACAUCCAACACCAAUGGUGCUACUCCUCUGCAUUAUGCUGCUCAAAAAGGAUACACAGAGAUACUCACCAGAUUACUUUCCAGAGGUGUUAAUGUGAAUGGUUCAUGUGAAGAUGGUACACUGACACCCCUAGCAGUGGCUGGUGCUACACUGUCACCCCUAGAUGUGGCUGCUAAUAACGGCCAAAUCGAGGCAAUACAAAUUUUGUUGGAUCACAACGCAGAUGUUAGUAAGCCUAAUUUGAUGUCUUGUCGCUCAUUUACAUCACUGGCGCUAUCUAUUAAAUCUGGUCUACCCCAAUCAUUACGAUGCAUCGAGCUUUUACUUGAGGCUGGUGCUGACCCGGAUGGUGGAUCAUAUGGAGUAACACCUCUGAUAGUUGCAACAUGUAAAGGGUUAACAGAAAUCAUCAGGCGCUUAAUUCAAGCUGGUGCUAAUCCCGAUGUUACAAAUUGUUUUGGACUCACGCCAUUAGAAAUUGCCGCGAGAAAACGUAAUCACCAUGAUGUGGAGAUUCUUUUCCCUGUUACUUCUCGUAUUCGGGGAUAUAUCGACUGGAGCAUUGGUGGAGUAAUCACACACGUACAAUCUGAUCAAGCUACUGAACAGUGGAAACUGAAUGCCGUGGAGAAGUUUCACGAUUCAAAGUUAAACGGCGCAGAUGCAUUUAAGGAACAGGACUAUCAUAAGGCAUUAUUUUGGUACUAUCAGGCAAACCAUAUUGCUCCUUGUGACGCAAAUGUACUUUCUAACCUGAGUAUGUGUUUGGCCCGUUUGAAAGACGGCGAGUCGGCUUUAGAAGCUGCUGAAGCAUGUAUAUUCCUAAGGCCAGAUUGGCCUAAGGCAUACUAUCGGGCUGGUGUAGCGUACAGCUUACUAAAAAGAUACAGUUCUGCGCAAGAAGCCUUCCUCAAAGGUUUGAAGUUGAGUCCUAAUAACCAAGAGAUUAAAGCUGCAUUCAGGGAAGCUGUUGUAUGACGUGAAAAGUAUCCUGUCUAGAAGAAGAUGGCCAUGGCAUUUCUUUUCGGACUACUGUUGUAUGGAAUUUACUUCACUAUGUCUAUAUGUACAGUCCUUUUCUUAUCCAUCUCGGAAACAAGUUAUGUCAAAUAUGUCCCACUUUUAUCAUAAGUAUUUUGCACUCUGUUUAAAAAAAAUGUUCGCGUGAUCA
Molecule: messenger RNA, 2016 nt
Organism: Papaver somniferum (opium poppy)
Lineage: Eukaryota; Viridiplantae; Streptophyta; Magnoliopsida; Ranunculales; Papaveraceae
Product: ankyrin-2-like
Exons: 14
Coding region: 408-1823 (471 amino acids)
Molecular function (GO): protein binding
Source: RefSeq, a predicted model, not a curated record